AUGUCGCGUCCAACGGUCAGCAUCGACCGGCUGACGCCGCGCCGAGUCACAGCUGAACCCCGCGAGUCUAUGAACUGCAAGUCCUGCAGGAAACGAAAGAUCAAAUGUAACCGGCUCCGUCCCAGCUGCGAAGCAUGCAAGGUCUUCCAAUGCCCCUGCAUUUACGACGCGGUCCCUAAAAAACGAGGCCCUAAAACAGACGUCUUGGAAGCGCUGCUCAAACGGGUCGACGGGCUGGAGAAACGGCUCCAGGAUGAUGGAACACAUCCGCUCUCGCCUGCUUCGCCAGUGAAGCCAGAUCUCCCGCUUCCUUCAAGUACUUCUAUCUCACAUCCUGCUUCGCAUUCGCAUGCUGCGCACUCCCAUCCGCCUCCACACCCCCAAUCCCACCCAGCGGCGUUCCCGCUCGCGCCUCCUGCGGCGUAUGCCCAUGGGCAUCCCCAUGGGCACUCGCAGGGCCACGGCCAUCCUCCGCCCGGUCGCGUUCCGGAUGCAAUGCUGGACGCGUACUUUGCACGACUGCACGGGAAACCGUUCUUUAUCUUGGACGAGACGUCGACAAGGCAGAAGCAUUCAAGCGGGCAGUUGCCGGCUCCUUUGUCGAUGGCUGUUUAUGCACUGACGUUGCGGUAUACGACCGUGAAUCCGCCUCCAGGGAGUCUGGAGUAUGCCCGGCAGGCCCGGCGCAUGAUCGAUAUUGAUCAGCCCUCGAUCGAGAAUCUUCAGACACUUCUGCUUCUAUGUCAGACUUUCUACGCGUAUGGAUGUGGGAAGAAGGCGUAUAUGACGUUAGGAAACGCGGUUUCAAUGGUCCUGGCCUUGGAUCUCUACCGCGAACCGCCAGCCUCGCAUCCCUCCCUCAGCCCAGAGCGCGAGACCCGCCGCCGCCUUUUCUGGUCCGUCUACGUAUUGGACCGGUUCCUGACCUGCGGCUCGAAACGUCCCUGCCUCAUUGCCGACCAUUCCAUCCUCGUUCGUCUCCCAGCGUCUCAUCCCUCAGGUCAGGACCCGGGCGACAUCUUCAACCCUGUCGGCCCCAACAUCCCGUACUCCUCAGACCGCCGCAAAACAGCCAGUUCCGGUGCAGGUUCGGGAGCAUGCUCCUCCCUUCUCGUCGACAUCUCGCGCAUUCUCGGCGUAACGCACCGCUACCUCGCAGCCGGUGGCGUCAAAGGCGACUCGCAUUUCCCUUGGCACGCGCUCUCCAACCUUUCCAAGAUCCGUCAAGAACUCGAUCUCUGGGCCGCCGGCACUCACGAUCUCUUCGCUUCGAUUGAGGCCCUCUUCGGCCACCCCGAGAGCACACUCUUGCUCCUAUCAAAACUCAUCUACCAUCUCGUUCACUGCCUCCUCUACCGCCCUUUCCUUCCCAUCGACCUCGCUGAGCUCCGCGGCACAGGCCAGCACCAGAGUUGGCAAAUCGAGGCGACCACCCUCUGCUUCAGCCACGCAAACGCCAUCGCCGAGCUCGUUGAGCUCGCGCGUCACGCACCGCGCAUCGAGUGGCCCGAUCUGGUGGCGUACUGCCUCACUGUCGCAGGGACAGUUCAUAUCCACGGUGUUCAUUAUAAUGGCCGUCGCGAGGGCGAGGUUUUUGCGUCCUCGCCGGACUUUUUGAAUCGUGAAAUGAGCCAGCUAGACUGGUUAGGCGGGUUUUGGUCUGGUGUCCGCCACCAUCGGGAUCUGUUGCGGACGCUGGAGGUUUGUCAUGCAGAGCUUGUACGGUCGUUGGCGGCAAGGCCGGUGCGCUUUGCGCCAGUUUUCCAUCUCGAGGACUUUCUGGAUAGGUAUCCGGGUCUCAGUCUUGGUGGUGGACCUGGCGUUGAUGGGAGUCAUGUGCGGCUUGUUGAUGAGGACCAAAUCGACCUUGACCCGCAACUCCUCUACGCAUCGACAUCGGUGCCAACAGCAGGACCUACACCAAUCCUCCCCUCUCAACCGAACGGCAUCCAUCAUACACACGCCCGCCACCUGUCCACCUCUUCAGCCUCAGCUUCACAUUCCCUCUCCUUCACUUCCUCCACCUGGCCCGAGAUUCCCACAGAUCCCGAACUCCUCAACCAGUCUCCUGCAAGCGGAUCCGUCGGUCCAAACGCAUCAACCUUCUUCUCGCCGACCCUCGGCAGCACAACGCACUACUCCCACCUCACUUCGCACUCCCAACCCCAAACAUACCUACAAUCUCAAAUACAAUACGCAACAUUCCCCUUCGAAUCCACGCCAGUGCCUGUCCCUGUUCCUGUCGAGUCUCCGUCAGCAACGUCGCAAUCGCAGCCGUCGUCUGCGACAGCAGGGCCGGGCUCAAGCGGAAAUGGAAACGGAAAUGAGGAGAAAGACCCUUUUCUGAGUCUUCUUGAGCAGAUUGCUGAAAACGAACAUAAUCCCGGCGGGCCGAGUGAGCUAGAUUUCUUUCUCGAGGGGUUGGAGACGGAUGCUGGAGCUGGGGCGAAUGCGGGCACGGGUGCUGCUGCAGCGACACGGUCCUCCUCGUCGUCCCUCCUUUCCGCUGUCCUGAAAGAAAGCAGAUCUCUUCCGCGCCAAAUCGAUACCGAUCCCACGACACCAACUCCUGAUUUGCCGAGCCCAGCGCAGAAGAGGUUACUCCAGUUUGUCCGGGAUGUACAGAGGCAUCUUAGUCAGGAAUACAAAGUUGGCUAUGACGGGUUGAGAGCGGCGAUGAAUACGGAUGGGGGCUUGUUUGGGGAUAAGCUUGGAACUGGGUAUAACGCUCGUGCUUCUGGAUACUGUGAACAGCGAGAUAUGGGCCCACUCAUCGAUAUCGACGUCGACACGCGUAGGAAUAUAACGGGAACAGGAACUACCAAUAGCGAAGUGGAGGACAUAUUUACACCGGAGGUCAACUCAUCUUUAGCUACAGCUGCAGCUUCAGGCUCGGGUUCCACCAGGCAAAGAAGGCGCAGCAGCGUCAGCGGCGCCCAGAAACACCUUUACAACCUUCUCUCCUUUGUCUCCUUCCUGACAAAAGAGUCCCUCCUCUUACGACCGGGUGCUGGCGAGCGCGUGGCCGUCGAAAUGAUCGUCGAGACGUUGGAGCACCCGGAUCCGGGGAAUGCGCUGAAAGGGCAUGAGCUUUGGUUUGGGAGGGCGCAUCAUUCUGUCUUUGGGCUUGGCUCUGGUGUUGUAAGUAGCAGUGGAUGGAGAGCGAAUGAAACGACCGUGACAGCAAUUUCGCUGUGGCUAAUCAUCAUGGGCGAGGAAUUAUAUGCUCGCGCACAAGCCAGCGUUCAAACUGCGAAGUCUAACGCGAAGUCGGCUUCCUUGAUAGAUUUGGAUGACGGACCUGGGUCUGAAAAUGGUGAAGGCGGGGAAGAGACUUGGCCGCAGCUGAGCGAGAUAGUGAUUCGGGAGUGGGAGACGUGGACGACAAGGUUGCAGUUUCUCUCUCUGAGACAGGAUCUGGAAAUUCAGGCGCGGGAGCAGGCGGCUGAGGCGGCUGCUGUCAUGAGGAGGGUUUACUAUUGA
Aspergillus nidulans FGSC A4 is the source of this 3483-nucleotide messenger RNA. Its product is annotated as transcription factor domain-containing protein. The transcript has 7 exons. The record is from RefSeq and is a predicted model, not a curated record. Gene Ontology annotation, cellular component: nucleus. NCBI's taxonomy places the organism in Eukaryota, Fungi, Ascomycota, Eurotiomycetes, Eurotiales, Aspergillaceae. Gene Ontology annotation, biological process: regulation of transcription by RNA polymerase II; regulation of DNA-templated transcription; DNA-templated transcription. Gene Ontology annotation, molecular function: DNA binding; DNA-binding transcription factor activity, RNA polymerase II-specific; zinc ion binding. Bases 1 to 3483 code for a protein of 1160 amino acids.